This is a messenger RNA of Nicotiana attenuata, 546 nucleotides long. RefSeq lists its product as uncharacterized. The transcript is spliced from 3 exons. The record is from RefSeq and is a predicted model, not a curated record. Bases 1 to 546 code for a protein of 181 amino acids. NCBI's taxonomy places the organism in Eukaryota, Viridiplantae, Streptophyta, Magnoliopsida, Solanales, Solanaceae.
AUGGAAAACUUUUUCGAUAGACUGGGUGGUGUGACGGUGUUCUCCAAAAUAGACCUGAAGACAAGUUAUUGGCAAGUUCAGAUUGCAGAGGGUGAUGAAUGCAAGACGACCUCUGUGACAAGAUAUGGGUUGUACGACUUGCUGCCAAACACUGGAAGAACACCCGGAGCACUUGUGGAAGGUCCUAUCCCGAUUGCGGGAGAAGGAAUUAUAUGCGAAGCUAUCCAAGUGCUCCUUGGCUCAAAAAAAAAGAUUGACUCCCUCGAACAUGUCAUCGAGGAAGGGCGGAUCAAGAUGAACCAUCAAAAGAUUCAUGCUAUCACAGAUUGGCUGCCGCCUAAGGAUAUCCACGCCUUGAGGGCGUUCCUUGGCACAAACAACACAGUUGUUAGCCAUUUCAUGACCCAGCCGAAGCUGAAUGGUCGACAGGCGAGGUGGCAGAAACUCCUAGCGGAAUUUCACUUCAACCUGGAGUACCAAAGUGGGAAGACUAAUCAUGUUGCUGAUGCACUCAGUCGGAGAGCUGAUCUAGCAUCAGUGUGCUGA